Messenger RNA from Poeciliopsis prolifica (blackstripe livebearer), 1289 nucleotides. RefSeq names its product B-cell translocation gene 4 (gene btg4). NCBI's taxonomy places the organism in Eukaryota, Metazoa, Chordata, Actinopteri, Cyprinodontiformes, Poeciliidae. Gene Ontology annotation, cellular component: cytoplasm; nucleus. Gene Ontology annotation, biological process: negative regulation of cell population proliferation; negative regulation of mitotic cell cycle. The record is from RefSeq and is a predicted model, not a curated record. The coding region runs from base 248 to 1024 and encodes 258 amino acids. The transcript is spliced from 4 exons.
UCUCCCUGCUUCAAACUAAUUAAGUUUGUUGCAAUUUAUGUUUUUUAGAUUUUGUAGCCCAUUCAGAGAGCUUAAAGAAAUUUCAGCCGUAUAUACAUUUGCUUGCAUCGUCUCUGGUUAAUUUUAUUUUUCCAUUUCUUUAAAAGAAGGCUUAUUGUAAAAGUCUUUUUAUGAUCUGAGUUUGUUUUUUAUUAUUUGGCUGAAUAGCUUCUGUGUUUUACGUUGGAAAGUAAAGGGUGUGUAAGCCAUGAAAGAGGAAAUUGCUGCCGCUGUGUUUUUUACUACACGGCUGGUAAAAAGAUACGGAUGCCUGGAUAAUGACAGCAGGGAGCGUUUUGCAGCAGCCCUCACCUCAGCUCUGUUUGAGAACUACAAGAAUCACUGGCACCCUAACGUGCCCACCAAAGGUCAGGCCUACAGGUGUCUUCGUAUGAACCAUAUCCAGCUGCAGGACCCGGUAUUGCAGCAGGCCUGUGAGCGGAGCGCAGUGCGCUACGAAGACCUGGGGCUGCCCCAGGAGAUCACAGUGUGGGUCGACCCUGGAGAGGUUUCUUGCAGGUACGGUGAACGCAGCUCUCCAUUCUGCGUCUCAGUGUUGGACAGCUGUCGGCGCGAUGGUAAAUUUUCCCGACGCAUCCAUGACGCUGUGGAGCGAGCAAGCCUGGACAUACAGUCAGGAAGUUCUUCUGACGAAGAAGACAAGGAUAUGGACAAAAGCACAAGUAGCAACAGUAGCCGCAGCCUAUCAGGUCCCUGCCCUUCCACAGGCCUCGAGCCUAAAACCAUCCCAACUGUCGUCAACCCCAACAGCAUUUACCGGUUGAGCGAGUUUUCUCCAGGAGCUCCGCAGACCUGGCUGAGAGAAAAGAGGAAGGGAUUCCCUGGAGAGUCUUUCUCUUCCUCCACUGGAUGUCCACCGCCUCAGUUCUUCAACCAGAAAGGCUUUAAAUCCAAUCGGACCACGUUUACUUUUGCGGGGCCCCGUGUCGACAAGUACCACUGGGUCUCCAAAUCUCGAUCUUGAAGUUGGCUGUGGCUCUUCACUUAGUACUUGAUGUAUUACUUUGAAACUUUAAGACUAGACUUUCAGUGUUUGUUGAAUCUUUAAAUUGGUUUAUUUGAAUUGGUUUAAAUUGAUAGUUUAAAAUAUUGCUGUUUAAGCAGGUUUUUAUGAAACUGAUUGUGCUAUUUUAAUGCAAUUCUUCUAUGUGUUUUUUAACUGAGAUUAAAUCAAGGGUGAAUAAAGGGAGAAUGAACUGUCAUUAAAAAAUAAAUUUAUUCCUACAUCA